AUGAAUAUUGUCGAAUACAGAAAACAUCGCAAUGAAAAUCAAAUUAGAACAUGUUGUUGUAAAAGAAGAGCACCUUGGGAAUUGUAACCUGAUAGAAAAGUAUAAUUAUUGUUAAAUUUUAAGAUUCUUAUUGGUACUGCUGAUAAAAAUAUUCCCAAUAAUAGAGUAGAAACUUCUAAAUAUAAUAUGCUUACAUUCUUACCUAAAAAUUCAUUAGAAUAAUUUAGAAAAGCAUCCAAUUUGUAUUUCUUACUUUUAGGCAUUUUGUAAUCAUUUUGAAUUCAAUUUAGUCAAAUUCUACCACCAGUCACUACGACAGAUGGAUAACCCACUGUAUAUUUACCUUUAUCUUUCAUCAUUAUGGUCAGUAUGAUUAAAGACUUUUUUGAAGACUUCAAAAGGUAAUUCAAUCAUCACCAUUAGACACCGAGCAGAUGAUGAAGAAAAUAAUCGAACUGUAUAAAAAUACUCUCUUCGAACAGGAGUUUUCGAAUAUGAAAAAUGGCAAAAUGUUUAUGUUGGAGAUAUUAUUAGAAUUGCUAAUAAAUAGGUUUGAUUUUAACUUAAGAGUAGAGAAUUCCUGCUGAUAUUAUUAUAUUAGCAACCUCUAAGGGUGGUGAAUGUUUUGUAGAAACUAAAAAUCUAGACGGUGAAACUAAUCUUAAACCUAAAUAUGCACAUCCACAAUUGUAAUCCUUAUAUAAAUAAUUGAAUGAGAAAGAAUUACCUUAUAAUUUGUAACAUUUUCAAUAAAUACAAUUAGAUUUGUUACAAUGGAUUUUGAACGACAAAAUCCACUUAUGUAUAAAUUUAAGGGUAGUUUUAAUAUUGUUAAUGAAAAUAAAGAAUAACCAAAAGAAGCAUUAAAUUAUGAAAACUUUUUAGAAAGAGGAUGCUCUCUAUAAAAUACUGAUUGGAUUUUAGCAGUUACUGUAUAUACAGGUCAUGAUACAAAGAUUAUGAUGAAUUCUAUUAUUGGAAAAAUGAAAUAUAGUACUGUUGAGAGAUUGAUGAGCAAAUAAAUUUUAUGGGUAUUCUUAUUUUUAUUGUUUGAAUGUAUUUUUGCAUCCACAUAUUACAAUGUCUGGUACUAAAGAAAUGUAAAUGAAUUAUAAUCUUAUCUAAAUAUAGAUAAAAAUGCUCCAGAGAACAAUUCUUUUUACAAUUUUGUUUUAAGAUUUGCAAUGUGGUUUUUAUUGCUUGGCAAUAGUGUUCCAAUAUCUUUAUUGGUAACUUUAGAGACAGUAAAAUUCUUUUAAGCAUAAAUGAUUUAAUGGGAUAAGAAUUAUCUAACAUUUGAUAGAGCUGCUGCUGUUCAUUCUUCAAAUUUAAGUGAGGAGUUAGGAGUAAUUGAAUAUAUAUUCAGUGAUAAAACAGGAACAUUGACAUAAAAUAUAAUGAAAUUUAAAUCUUUAAUUAUUGAUGAUAUAGUUUAUGGGGAUAUAUAGGAAUAAGCAUACUAAUAAGAAAUUAUAGAUGAAAAACCAUUUAAAGAAAAAUAAAGAAUUGUUUCUUAAAAUGUGGAUUUUACAGAUGAUGAAUUAUAUUCUGAAUUGAUUUCUCAAUUCAUAAAUAAAAAGUCUGCAAAACAUUUUUCAAAUAAUGAUCAUAUAUUUUUAAGUCUAUUAUGUUUAUCAUUAUGUCAUACUAUAUAAACAGAAUUAGUAGAAAAUAUUGAAUCUGAUAUUUAAUAUAAUGCAAGUUCUCCAGAUGAAUUGGCAUUAGUGAGUUUUGCAGCAGAGAUGGGUUUUAAAUAUAUUGGUAAAGAAGAAAAUGUAAUGAAAGUUUAUAUAAAACACAGUAAGGAAAUCUUAAAGUUUUAAAUUUAAUAAAUUAUUGAAUUUAAUAGUACAAGAAAGAGAAUGUCAAUAGUAUUAAAAGAUAAGAAUGGUAGAUUGAUACUGUUUUGUAAAGGAGCAGAUAAUGUGAUUUUAUCAAUGUUAUAAGACUUUGAUGAAAACGAUACUAUUUAAAAAAAUAUUCUAUUUGAGAUAAAAAAGUAAUUGCAAGAAUAUGCUACAAUAGGAUUAAGAACUUUAGUAUUAGGAUACAAGGAAUUGGAAUAAAAAGAAUAUGAAAAGUUUUUAUCUGAAUAUAACAGAGCAUAAGCUAUAUUGGACGAUGAUUAAUUAAGAGAAUCUUUAAUGAAUUAAUUGGAAGAAAUGAUAGAAAAUAAUUUAAAAUUAUUAUGUGCAACAGCUAUAGAAGAUAAAUUAUAAGAUAAAGUAGGAGAAGUAAUAGCUGAUUUGAAAUCUGCUGGAAUAAAUGUUUGGGUAUUAACAGGAGAUAAGAUAGAAACAGCAAUUAAUAUUGGUUUUUCAUGUAAAUUGUUAACAGAUUAAGUGAAAAGAUUUAUAAUAGAUGGAGAUGUAGAGGGAUAGGUAGAAAGAUAAUUGGGAAAGGUAACAAAUUAUAUUAAUGAUCAUCCUGAAGAACCUUUAUCAUUAAUAGUAUCAGGAGUAGCACUUGUUAUAAUAAUUCAUAAUUUCAAAGAAGCAUUCUUCAAGGUUGCUUUGAAAGCAAAUGCUGUAAUGGCUUGUAGAGUGUCUCCAAAGUAAAAAUAAGAAAUUGUAAAUUUGGUUCGAAGAUUGACAGGUAAAAUAACAUUAGCAAUCGGAGAUGGUGCAAAUGAUGUAGCUAUGAUUACAUAAGCACAUGUUGGUGUAGGUAUUAGAGGUUUAGAAGGAUAAUAAGCAGCAAAAGCUAGUGAUUAUGCAAUUGGAGAAUUUAAACAUUUAAGAAGAUUAUUAUUUUAUUCUGGACAUGAAUCAUAUAGGAAGAAUAGCAAUUUAAUUCUAUUUAACUUUUACAAGAAUCAAUUGUAUAUUGGAGCUUUCUUUUUUUUUGGUUUUUCUAAUGGUUUUAGUGGUCAGAAUCUUUAUGAUUAAUGGUUGUCUUAAAUCUUUAAUGUAUUUUUUACGAGCUUACCAAUUAUUUUAUACGCUCUUUUUGAUGAAAAAUAUCCAAACUCAAAUUAUAUGCAAUUAGUUUAAGAUAAAGCUAAUUUCUUAGAAUCUAGACCUGAUAUAUAUAGAGAAUAUUUAUCAAAACCUAUAUUCAAUUUAGUAUCUUUUUGGAGAUAGUUCCUUUUGGGAUUAUUAUAGGCAAUACUGUUAAUGGUAAUUUCAUUCUAUGCAUUUGAACCUAUUUCACCACAUAAUUAAGGAUAAAAUUCUACAUAUUUAGAAGCUGGAAUGACAAUCAUGAGUGCUGUUGUUAUUAUAGUCAAUUUAAAAGUAUUGCUUAUGCAUAAUACAGUAAUUAUUAUAUAUAAUACAUUUCUAGAAUUAUCCAAUCAUAAUUUAUAUCAAUCUUGGAUCAACAAUAUGUUUUAUAUUAUUUUUUUUACUUUUCUCACAAUACCCAUUUUUUGAAAGCUUUGAUCUCUUCCAACGUUUAUUUGAAUGUUUUAAUUACUAUAUGGCUAUGAUUUUGAUGUUAAUAGUUACUAACUUCUUUGAUUUAGCUAGGUUAAGAUACAAUUACUUUGUUGAAUAAUAUAAAGAGCAUUAGUCAAACAAUCCACCAACUUAAUUAGAAAUUGAAAUGUGAUAUGUAUAAU
Molecule: messenger RNA, 3562 nt
Organism: Paramecium sonneborni
Lineage: Eukaryota; Ciliophora; Oligohymenophorea; Peniculida; Parameciidae
Source: the annotation of a GenBank genome assembly